GAUCCUAGAAGAAGAAAACUUUCCCAACCAGCAGCAAACAAGCUGAGGCAACUCUGAGCGACAUACCACACGGUGCACGCACUCGCACACACGUACUGAGCCGUGAACCAGACUCCAUUGGAGCCAGCCGCGUACCGAGCACACGUGCAGGGGCACGGGAAAGUGGGCGACUUGUAGGCAGUGAGACCAGAGAGGAGCGAGAAUGGGAGAAGACGCAGUGCAGGCGGAGAGGAGCAGUAUGGGACAUGAGAGUCAGGAGCUGCUAGUGCCCAGUCCCACACACUCCUCGCCAACACACAGCCUCACGCAGCUGGGAACAGCAGCCGCGGCCACCCUUCUUCCGGCCUUUGGAUCUGUGGAGGACACCGCUGGCGUGCUUCCCAAGGACGGGGUCUCUCCCGCUAGCCAGGUCAACGCCAUCACGGUGCUCACGCUUCUGGACAAGCUGGUGAACAUGUUAGACACGGUGCAGGAGAACCAACACAAAAUGGAGCAGCGGCAGACUGAAAUGGAGAGUGCCGUGCGGGGCAUCCAGAACGACGUCACCAAGCUGUCCAAAAGCCACAGCGGCACGGCCAACACGGUCAGCAAGCUCCUGGAGAAAAGCCGCAAGGUCAGCGUUCACAUGAAGGAGGUCAAAGACAAGAUGGACAAGCAGGCCAGCCAGGUGAAGAGACUUGAGGUCAACCAUGCCCACCUACUCCGCAGAAACAACUUCAAAGUCCUUAUCUUCCAGGAGGAGAAUGAGAUCCCCUCCAGUGUGUUUGUGAAGGAGCCGACACCGCUGCCUCAAGAAGGCGAGACCGAAUCACUGGCCCUGGAUGCCAACCGGUCGCAUGAGGAAGAGGGGCUCCAAACCAUUCAACUCUCCUCUGAUGAGGAGUUUGGGCCAGAGGAGGAAGAAGAGGAGUCUUUGGGAAUGAUGGAGCUGGCAGGAGAGCAUGUGGAGAAAUCUCGUGCUGAGAAAAUCAAGCGUUCCAGCCUGAGGAAGGUGGACAGUCUGAAGAAAGCAUUUUCCCGGCAGAAUAUAGAGAAAAAGAUGAACAAGAUUAGCACCAAGAUUGUGUCACCAGAGCAGCGUGAGAAGAUCAAGAAGAGUCUAGCCCCCACCCACCAGAAGAAUCCAAGUGGUAAGAGCUCUUCCUUCAAGGUGUCUCCCCUCACCUUCAAUAUCAAGAAAAUUCGGCACGGCGAGGCCGAGACAAAUGUGCAUGCGGAAGCCGAGAGCUCAUCCAGUGCCAUGGCCGCCAUCGAGCUGGCACCCAUCGAUAGCCCAGAGCAGGAUGUGUCCUUCACAGAGGUCCAUUCACAGCUGGCACCAGGUCAGGGGGAGGCCAAAGCAGCUGUGGAGGCCAUGGAGAAAGAGGAGAUAGCUCUGAAUUACCCUGCCGAGGCGGAGCUGUCCAUCACAGAGGAAGUGAGCGUGGAAUACGCUCUAUCUGCAACACUCCCCCAGGAUGCCUCCCAUAUCAAGAUGUCCCAUGGAGCCUUCCGCGGAGGGGAUACAGAGGACGAAGAGCAGGAGAAGGAGGGAGAGGGGGCUGCUGUAGUUCAAGCUAAGAAUGUUGCUGUAGAGCAACUGUCUUAAGGUUCUGUUACUCUGCUCCUUCCAGGGCUGACCUGGCCCCGCCACCUGCUGCCACGCCCCUGCCCUCCCUCAGCACCCAGACACCCUGGCCUUCAGCGCAGCCCCACAGCCUUGUAUCUAGCAAGCUAAAGGCACAUAUCUGGAUUUGACUCUCACUGCUUGAAACCCUGAGAAUUUCUUAUGGUUAUUCUAUAAGAGAUUAGACAGAGAAAUAUGUGACAACCUUUGAGUGCCCUGCUCUGUGCAGCGUUAAAACAAGCCGGACUUCAUCCUGUUUUCUAGACUUACACAUUGCUACGUCAUCAGUCUGCUAUGCCAUGAUUUCUUUUUAAUCAUGGUUUACUCUCAAUGUCGAUUUUGUGUUUAAUGACUAUGAUCAAAAUCCAUUAUCUUAACUUCUUUAUCUAUUUUUUUCAGUUCUUAAAAAUCCCCACUAAUCGAAUGUUAGAAUGUUGUAUUUAGGAGUAAGAGCGCAGUAAGAAUGCAGUCAUCUCGGAGCACCGAGCCUCCUCUGGGUCAGAUAGCAAUGCUGGACUCCACUCUGGAAGUCUGCCUCUCACUGAUAGCAUUUUAGUGCCAGUGUGCUGCUGGCAGGCAAGGCUUUUGGAUGCAGGGCUGGUGUAGAACCAUUAGGGGACAUAGGAGAUUGUACAAAAAAGGACAGGUUAUGGUAAAGUGCAGAAAGAAGCCAGAUACAGGGGAUGGAUCUGACUGGUGAAUACAGGUUGGCAUUUCCAUCAGCAUUAAGGGCUGAACCAUAUCAGAUACAUAACAAAGCUCACUGCUCAUUUUUGAAAAAUAAUUAAACAAAAGUUGAAGUAAAAAAUAUCCCCACUAAUGUCUAAAAAUGCACAAUAAGCAAAGGAUAAUCAGGCAGUUAUGCAAGACUACAGUAUCAUGAAAAAUUUUAAUUCAAAAUAAAAAACUAAACUAAAAGUGUCCCUUAAAAACAGUAAAAAGUGUAAUUGACUUGUGCUGAGGCCAGGUGUCUGCUUCACGUGUGAAUAGGGAGGAGGGGGUUAUAGAUAGCUUCCUGACUUUAAAAUGUCUUGCUUAUGCUUAGAAUAUAUGAACUGCAGUUGUAUAACCAUCAAGAAGAUAACCGCAUCACUGACUCAGUAAUAUAUUAGAAAGAUCGCUAUUUUCACACUUAAAGUAUACUUACAAAAAAAAAAGAUCACUGUUGCCAAAGAAACUGAUCAUAGAAGACAACUUGUAACCAUAUUUUGUGGAGCUUUUAAUUAAUUUCAUUUACAUUUUCUAUACUGUUACUGAAUUACAUAUUUCUAGAAUAUUAUCAGAAUGCCAAUAAAAGAUUCUGAACCUCA
Molecule: messenger RNA, 2916 nt
Organism: Electrophorus electricus (electric eel)
Lineage: Eukaryota; Metazoa; Chordata; Actinopteri; Gymnotiformes; Gymnotidae
Gene: cavin2b
Product: caveolae associated protein 2b
Cellular component (GO): caveola; cytoplasm
Molecular function (GO): protein kinase C binding
Source: RefSeq, a predicted model, not a curated record